GCGAGGCUGGGCGGCUGCGGGAGAGCGAGGCGAGCUGGGGGGUGGGAAGGCUUUGCAAAGCCAACGGAGCUGGGGAGCCCGGAGGGGGCUCAGGCUGCGGGGGAUCGGGACCGCGAGGGCCCCCACCCACCCACCCACCCGGCGCCUUCUCUCCGGUUGCGCCCUUGGGUGCAGCAGGGUGGACUCCGGCGCGCGCUCUCGCCUGGCACCGGCACCGGCACCGUGCGGGGGACCCAGCGGCGCUCCAGCGUUUCCUCCGGAGCCUGCUCAACUUUGGUGCCUGCAGCCGGCCGGGUGCCUUCCUCGGCCAGGGCAUCUCUGGCGCAGGUCCCUCCUCUUCCACCCCCGGAGGCUUCCUGGGCGAGGAUGUGCUAGAUCGGGGCUUCUCUCUCUCUCUCUGCCCACCUCCCCACCCCCCCGGGGAGAUCGCUGCUGCGCCUUGGCUUGGCUGGGAGGCGUCUCCUGCAGAGAGGAAAGCAGAAGGAGAAACGCUAGAAACCCCUUCCUGCCGAAGCUGCGAUCGCAAACAGAGGCGCAGUAACGUGUGAAUGUCUAGGACUGGAAAGCAGGUCGGCUGCAGCUGGUGGGAAGGCGGAGGACCGCGGACGGGAGUUGCGCCGACGCUUGCCGAGGAUUGCUGUGUAGCCCUGGAGGAUCUCUCCCCUAGCCAGGAAGAGACCAGCUGCUGGACCCUGCGUUUGUCUGAAUCGCUGGCUCUUGGAGGAAGGGAAAGGUUUGGGAGGAGGGGGGAGGAAGGGUGGGGCGCACAAGGUAGGGGGUGGGGGCUUGGGGGGCAGGGAGUAGGACACCCCACCCACCCCCUCCUCCUGGAUUGCGUUUUAUUACAAAGGCGCGUGAGAAAAAAUGUGUUUUCCAGUCGGGAGGUUGUUUUUUUUAAGCUCGGGAGAAAUGGGGCCAUCGGGGAAACUGGUGGGUUUGACCUCCUCUUAAUCCAAGAAGGUCCAAGGGAGAGGAGAUUAGACCCCUUUCUCUGGCCUGCCCUUCCAUCCACGAAUAUUCCCUUCCCAAUGUGAAGUUGUCAAACUUUUGAUUCCCGUUUGAAAACCCCCACCCCCAAUUAUUUCCCUUCCUUCUGUCACUCCCCAGCCUCAACUUGCAGAGGCUGAGAUCAAGAAAGACGCCCCCUCCCCUGUGCAAGAAUGCACCAUGUUUCUUCUGAGGAAGGGAUGUGGCAACUGUAGGUAGCUGACCAUGUGGAGCGGGGCCCAGGAAGGUGAUACAAACUGUUAAGGAAAGCAAGAUCUGGACAGGUUUUUCCCCACAAGUGGAAAGGGGGGGGGAGAGAAGUUGCUUUCAGCAUCACGGAGAGCCAACAUGGGCUGCGCUCCUAGCAUCCAUAUCUCGGACAGCAGGGUGGUCUACCACAGCAACAAAGAGCUGGAGGACUCGAACUCCUCGCAACCGCAACAGGGCCACCCUGUCUCUGGAUUAUUCAUUAAAUCCUCCAACACCUCCACGUACAAAUUAAGGACGAACCCCUCCAAGAAGGAUAAGCGGAGCAUGGAAGUGGAGACUCAGGCCGGCAAGUCCAGUGUGAAGGCAGCGGGAACAGCUGUGCAGUUUGGCCCUAUGCGACUCCACCAAGAUCAACUUCAGGUUCUUUUAGUGUUUGCCAAAGAAGACAACCAGAGCAACGGCUUCUGCUGGGCCUGUGAGAGAGCUGGAUACCGGUGUCAUGUUGCCAAGACGCCCGAGUCUGCUCUCGAGUGUUUCCUGGAUAAGAACCAUGAUAUCAUCAUUAUUGAUCAUAGACAUUCGAGAUACUUUGAUGCAGAAUCACUAUGCAGGUCCAUCAGAUCAACAAAAUCAGCUGAAAAUACUGUUAUAAUUGGUGUCGUGCGAAGACAUGCAGAUCGUGAAGAAUCCUCAAUAUUGCCCUUCAUUUCUGCUGGCUUCACAAGGAGGUAUGUAGAAAACGCCAACAUCAUGGCCUGUUACAACGAACUCAUCCAACUGGAAUUUGGAGAAGUGCGGGCACAAUUUAAACUAAGGGCUUGUAAUUCAAUAUUUACAGCAUUAGAGAAAAGUCAAGAAGCCAUUGAGAUCACAAGCGAAGACCAUGUAAUACAGUACAUAAAUCCUGCAUUUGAAACAAUGUUGGGCUACGAAAGAGGCGAAUUAAUAGGAAAGGAAUUAACAGAAGUGCCUAUAAAUGAAAAAAAAGCUGAUCUCCUUGAAACUAUUAAUUCUUGCAUCAAGAUCGAAAAGGAAUGUCAAGGAACAUAUUAUGCCAAAAAGAAAAAUGGAGAGAGCAUUCAGCAAAAUGUGAAAGUAAUACCUGUCAUCGGACAGGGAGGAAAAAUUAGACACUAUGUGUCACUUAGCAGCGCGUGCAACGACAAUAAUAAGGCCGAAAGGAUUUGUGAACGUGUUCAGGCUGAGUCCCAGACAGAUAUCCAGUCUUGUAGACACAAAGACAGAAGGAAAGGUUCUUUAGACGUCCGAUCGACCACGUCUCGGGGCAGCGAUGGUAGUUCACAGAGAAGGCACUCGUCUAUGGCCAGGAUACAUUCCAUGACUAUUGAAGCACCUAUUACUAAGGUGAUAAAUAUAAUCAAUGCUGCACAAGAAAGCAGUCCCAUGCCGGUAGCUGAAGCUUUAGAUCGAGUCCUUGAGAUUCUGAGGACCACUGAGCUAUACUCUCCGCAGCUUGGGACAAAAGAUGAAGACCCUCAUACAAGUGACCUUGUCGGAGGCUUGAUGACGGAUGGUCUACGAAGACUAUCUGGGAAUGAGUAUAUAUUAUCAGCAAAACAAACUCAUCAGGUUCCAGGCAGCUUAAUCUCACCUAUCUCCCUUAAUGAUAUACCACCACGAAUAGCACAAGCGAUGGAAAACGAAGAAUACUGGGACUUUAAUAUCUUUGAAUUAGAAGCAGCGACCCACAAAAGGCCGUUGGUUUAUCUUGGUCUGAAAAUGUUUGCUCGCUUCGGGAUCUGUGAGUUCCUCAACUGCUCCGAAUUGACUCUGAGGUCAUGGCUGCAAAUCAUCGAAGCCAAUUAUCACUCGUCCAAUUCUUACCACAAUUCGACCCACGCUGCUGAUGUUCUCCACGCCACAGCUUAUUUCCUUUCUAAAGAAAGGGUAAAACAAACUUUGGAACCCAUGGAUGAAGUUGCUGCCCUCCUGGCUGCCACCGUUCACGACGUGGACCAUCCAGGUCGGACAAAUUCUUUCCUGUGCAAUGCAGGAAGUGAGCUGGCGAUUUUGUACAACGACACGGCUGUGCUGGAGAGCCAUCAUGCUGCUUUGGCCUUCCAGCUCACCACACGGGACGAUAAAUGCAAUAUUUUUAAAAACAUGGAGAGGAAUGAAUACCGAACGCUCCGGCAGGCCAUAAUUGACAUGGUCCUGGCGACGGAAAUGACCAAGCACUUUGAGCACGUCAACAAGUUUGUCAACAGCAUCAAUAAGCCCCUGGCAGCCCUUGAAGAGACUGGGAGUACGAGCAGUGAAGGCGAAUCCAUCAAAAAUGUCCUCACGUCUCCCGAAAACCGAAUCCUGAUUAAGCGGAUGCUGAUUAAGUGCGCCGAUAUUUCUAAUCCAUGUCGGCCUCUGGAGCAGUGCAUCGAGUGGGCCGGUCGCAUCUCUGAGGAAUAUUUUGCACAGACCGAUGAAGAGAAAAGGCAAAAUUUGCCCGUGGUGAUGCCUGUUUUCGACAGGAAUACUUGCAGUAUCCCCAAAUCUCAAAUAUCGUUCAUUGAUUAUUUCAUCACCGACAUGUUUGAUGCUUGGGACGCAUUUGCAGACCUGCCAAAUUUGAUGCAACACCUGGACAACAACUUCAAAUACUGGAAGGGGCUGGAUGACAGGAAGCUACGGACUCUUCGGCCCCCUCUUGAAUAGCCAUUACCCCCUCCACGACACACCCACAACCAAAUACAUACUUUUGCUCACCUGGAAAAAUAUAAGCCUCCGAGUCCAGAUUUGAUGGUGCGUUUUCAGAUUGAUUUGGUUCUCUUCAGUAUUACAGUAAGGCCUGCCCGUACACAUCUUGGGGAGACUUUGGUGUUCGAGAAAGCCCUUGAGAUUAUCAGUAAGCACCUGGUCACUGCCAUAUCGAGACUUGGUAUCUAGUAAAGCUUUUCAAGUUUAAUUACACUGGAUUGCUGCAGUGCCUAUACUGGAGAGGGUUGAUGAGCAAAUCUUUUUUUCCUCUUUUUCUCUCAUCCCCCCCCCCCCCGGCAUUCUCUUUGUGUCAGAAUGUGAAGUUUGAAGAUAGCCUCCUCUGAAAGUCUGAACAAGAGACGGUGAAAAUCCCGUGUCGACGGCAGAUGCGUGCGUAACGAUUACAAGUGUGCUUUUUAAACGAGCACUCGAAAGUUACGUCAAACUAUCCAAUAUUUGACACUUUUUGUGAAGGAGGUUUUUUUUUUGAUCUUCUGAAAAACGGACCUAUCUUUUUUAAUAUCACAGAAGGUGCGAAAUCAUUCACUACUGAGAGCAAGGUCUCUUAAAAGAAAUUUCGUAGCAAAUGUUGACAAAACAACAAGCCAGCCCAACCCUGUGCAUUUUUUUUUUGGAAGUUGAUUGUUAGGCCUCUAUGAUUAAAAUGUGUUUUAUUUAUUUUGUCAGAUGUUUAAUAUUUUCUAUGAAUUUAUAAAAAAAAAGACUUUAAAAGCCAAAGCCAACUUUAGACGCAUUACAGACUUACAUGAUUCAUACUCGUUAUGCAUUUAAUUGACGUACAAAAACCUUUUAUUUUCAUAAUGCAAAACACCGUACAAAUGAGGGGAGGACACAUUUUUAUUGCACUGUAAGGAUAGAUGCAUAUGUUGAAAUAUUGUCCAAUUCUAUGUUAAUUAAAGUAAGUUUUUUU
Molecule: messenger RNA, 4840 nt
Organism: Sphaerodactylus townsendi
Lineage: Eukaryota; Metazoa; Chordata; Lepidosauria; Squamata; Sphaerodactylidae
Gene: PDE8A
Product: phosphodiesterase 8A
Exons: 22
Coding region: 1336-3867 (843 amino acids)
Biological process (GO): signal transduction; cellular response to epidermal growth factor stimulus; positive regulation of ERK1 and ERK2 cascade
Molecular function (GO): 3',5'-cyclic-AMP phosphodiesterase activity
Source: RefSeq, a predicted model, not a curated record